AUGACCAACAAUAUCAACAAUUCAACAACAAUAGUUUCGUGUUUUGACGUUUUUUGACCAAUUUCUGGAAGUUCUGAGUUCCGAGUCGGGUGUCUGGUGAAUUUUUCAUAAUUUUCCUCAUUCUUUUUCAUAAGUUAUCAAACACCGCUUCUGCUCUCAAUUUCCACCAUUUAUUGUAGUUCAAGUUUGGAAACCUUAACAAUUAACAUCUGUUCGGAAGUUCUUUCUAGGUGCGCAAAGUCUAUUUUCAACCGUCACAAUGUCUUACAUGUUACCUCAUCUCCACAAUGGUUGGCAAGUAGAUCAAGCGAUUUUAUCCGAGGAAGAUCGAGUUGUGGUAAUCCGGUUUGGACACGAUUGGGACCCGACAUGUAUGAAAAUGGAUGAAGUAUUGUACAGUAUUGCAGAGAAAGUGAAAAAUUUUGCUACAAUUUACUUAGUAGACAUCACCAAAGUUCCUGAUUUUAACAAAAUGUAUGAAUUGUACGAUCCAUGCACGGUGAUGUUCUUUUUCCGAAACAAACACAUCAUGAUUGAUUUAGGAACUGGUAACAAUAACAAAAUCAACUGGGCACUAGAGGAUAAGCAAGAAAUGGUUGAUAUUGUAGAAACAGUCUACAGGGGUGCCCGUAAAGGUCGAGGUUUGGUUGUAUCCCCCAAAGAUUACUCAACCAAGUACAGAUACUAAGGUAUUCUAUCAUCAGUCUCUGGUGAAGGAAGUUUAAGAUGGGUGGCACAAAGUGAAAGAAUCCCAGAUUCAAUCAACCUGAAGUCUUCGCUUGAGAGGAAAAUACAUGGUUUUUGUCGCAGCAUAGGCGAAAGAAAUCGUUUGGUCCAGAUUCAGUUUUCCGUUCAGGCUUCUUGAGGCUAAUAUUGAGGCCCUUUUAUUUAGAGGUGAGUAAUGUAAAUUGUUGAAAAAUUAUGCUGAGGCAUCUUUAUUGAUUAAUUAAAAUUAAAAUUCAUCCAUGAAAAUGAAGUUCAAUUAUGUAUCACCUAAGUAUGAGCAAUUUUUCAUAAAUUAAAAUUGACUUGUACAAAACAAAUUAAAGUUUCUUUCAAGAUAACUCUGUCUGUUAAGCAGUUUUGGAAAGAUUUUUUUUUUUUUUUUUUAAAUCUUUAUUUCACUUCUCCUACUUGGAAAAAUUUAUUGUACAGUUUUGAAUUCCAAAUACAGAUAAUUUAAACCUAA
Molecule: messenger RNA, 1189 nt
Organism: Bemisia tabaci
Lineage: Eukaryota; Metazoa; Arthropoda; Insecta; Hemiptera; Aleyrodidae
Product: thioredoxin-like protein Dim1
Biological process (GO): mRNA splicing, via spliceosome
Cellular component (GO): U4/U6 x U5 tri-snRNP complex; spliceosomal complex; U5 snRNP
Source: RefSeq, a predicted model, not a curated record